ACAAAACUUGGCAGCUUGAAAGUCUCGGAAGGUAGAAGACCGCGCGGGUCUUUUCAGUUAUAGCGGGCGUUGCUGCUGCUGCAUCUUGCAGUCUGAUUCUGCUUUUGCGAGCGGCCGUUGCAGGAUGGUGCGGACCAAGGCGGACUGCGGCGGGACCGGCGGAGCCUACCGGAAAGGUACGGCAAUAGGUUUUAGUGUACAUGGGUUUCAAACCACUGUGCUCAUCGUAGGGAAACCCGGCGUCUAACUUUUGCUCAGCCGUGCAACUGCGCCUGGGUGGUUUCUGCACGCUGUCAUUCAGGUUAGCCUACCUUACAGGGUUGUUGGGAGAAUGAAACGGAGGGAAGAGCUGAACCAUAACGUGUCGCCCUGGGCAUCUUUAGAGGAAGGAGGGCAUUAAACUUUAGCCAAGUUGCUAAAGAGUUUUUUUUUGUAGUUUUUUUUUUAAAUGAUAUUUAUUAAAGUUUCAAAAGAAAGAUACAUAAAUAAGAAAGAGAAAAAUAGAAAAAAGAAAAAUACAAAAUACAAAAAAAAACAGUUAAAAACAAUUCCAUCUUUUCAUCACUUCUCUUUCAUUUACUUGUUUCCCGGACCUCCUCAUACCUCCCUUUUUUGUAUUCCAGUUCAAUUUAUUAGUCCAGCAAUUCCUUUCCCUCCUUUUUAAUCCUGAACUUUAAUCUUAAUAUAUUAUAGCAUUAGGUUUUUACGUAUUGAAAAUCCAAUUUUUCCAUAUUCUUUUAUACCAUUACAGCUAGAAACCACUUAACUUCAAUCCAACAUCAUUCUAACAUUCAUUAAUUUUUUUGUAGUUUUUUUUUAGUAGACGGGGGGGGGGGGGAGAGAGUCUUGUUACUGGACCGGGAUUUGGGGGGUGGAAGGUUGUUGGGAAUAUAUUUGCAGGGAUUGGAGUACAGUAGUUUGUUUUAAACCUGCUUGGAUAUUCGGACCGGCCCACUUUCUCCUGCAUUCGGGGGGCGCUGGCCGUGGCAAGAAAAUAUUCGAAAGUAUCGUUAGAUAAAACUGCGGAUGUCUUUGCAGCUUUCUAGAACUAAGCUCCAGUUCUGGAGCCAGGUGGUGGAGCCGAGACUUGCAGUACUCCUGCAUUAACCUUGAAGCCCUGGGGAGAUUUGAGCAUGGCAAGUUGUGGGAUGAUAGGAAAUGAAUAAUCUUCAGCGUUUUAUGGUUCCAAGUGUUUCCUGUGCAUUAGCUGUGUUGCAAUCCUUACCGCAAGAUUAAUUGGCAUUUUUUUUCUACUUGGCCAUGGAAAGGUUGAUGCUGAGAAGGACUUCCAUAGGGCGGGAUGUAGGAUUUGAAAGGGCCAUGCCUUUGGCCAAGUAUCUUCUGCAUGUUCCUUCCUAUGUUGGCAGGCAUGAUCUUAUUUCAUGUGCUAUGAGCUUUCGCUUUAAAUUUCCUGUAGUGCUCUGGACACCUCAUUUAGAUACAUUCUGGAGCAUUGUAAGAUUCAUUAAACUUUAAAAAAAAAAAUCAGUUGGUGUUGGAGGCUUAGGGCAAAUAUCUGCACUAUAAAUGUCAUAUUGGGACCUUUGCAGCAACCUAUGAGUUCUGUCAACUGGCCUAAGGUCAGCUAGUGAAAUAAUGGCUACAUUCACAACAAACACUGAAAGCACCAGGAUACCACUUUAAGCAGUCAUGGUGCACCUCAAAUAAUUCUGGGAGCUGUAGUUUAAGGGUGCUGAGAAUUGUUAGAAGACCUCUAUUCCACUCCCAGAAGUACAAUUCUCAAUGUGGUUUAACAACCAGUCCCUCUUUACAAUGAAGGCUGGGAAUUGUUAGUAUUCCUUUAUUCCCCUCUGAAAGCUAUAACUCUCAGCAUCCUUGACAAACUACAACUCCCAGAAUUCUUUGGGGGAAGCUAUGACUGUUUAACAGUGAUAUUACAGUACUUUAAAUGUAUUGUUGCACAGCACCUCAAUCUCUGAGCAGUUUGAUAUUCCAGGAGUUCCAGGGUUUGUGUUUGCUUUUGGAACGAGGCACAGCAGACACUGUAGUAUCUUUAGAAUAAAUGGUUUAUUUAGAUACAGUAUAUAUACAGCCUGAGCCUACUGGGUACACAGCAUCAGCACUCUGAAAAGGGUCUUCUUUCUCCCAUAGCCACAGUCUUGGAUCAAAACAGGGCUCUCUCUUUUUAAAAUAUCUUUUUAUUGGGUUUUAUAAACAGGAAUUAUAAAUGAUACAGAUAAAUAGACUAAGUCUCAUGUCAGUUAAAAACCACAGAAAUGGCACAAUAAAUUUGCAGGAAUCUCUACAACAUUAUUAUUGGUUAAUGUACAAGUACUUGGUUCAUAGUUUAAAUAAAAAUUAUAACAACAGGGAAACAGUUUAAAACAGGCAACAUUCAACAUCCCACAGCUAAAAUGCCUAAUCAGGAGGCCUUUUGACUUUCUAGCUAACAGAUAGUUGAGGGAGGGGCCCCCACCCAUUUGCCCUCUGGCACAGCCCCACUCCCCUUGUUCUCAUACUUAGGCUGGCUCUAGACACAUCAGAGAUGCAUUUCAGUUUGCAAACUUUGUAUUAGAAAUCGGGUUAGCAAAAACAGAACUCCACAGCGCCAUCUGGCGUCAGUGUUAGAAUGCAUAAACAACACAUACUGUAUACGUAAAGCGUUUUUUUCUUUACCAAUGUAGCUAAGUGCUUAGUGGGCCAUUACCUGGCUGGCGUUGCUGUUCCAGCAAUUGAAUCUCUGCUGGAUCCAGAAAUUAGAAGAGGGCCCAGGCAUUCAGCCUCCCAUCCCCCCCAAACUCAUAACAGUAUGGUGUGAAUGUGGCCAGUAACAGAGGUGAGCCCUGAACUGGAGACUUCUGGACAUGUUUAGCUUCUUAUCCUCUCCGCUAGGUUGGCUCUUAUGGUGGAUAUCUAAAUUUAGGCAUGGUGAUUGUGGUAGGGCUUCCAUUUGUGCUAGAGUAAUGCUUGCUAAUGGGGUUUAUUGUUCACCUAUAGCUGUGCUGUGGUUUAAAUGUGUAAGCAGUUUACUUGAGAAGUAAAAAGCCCUGUAGCUGGGCUGUGAUUCCGCAUGCCCUAUUCUGGGAUUAGGCCCUGUUGAACUCAGGGGAACUUGUUAGUAUGCAUGUAUAGAAUAGAAUUGCACGUAUGGUUGGCACUGCAAUUCAACCUUGCCUUCCUGUGAAAGUUAGUUGGGGAUCCACAUCUCCAGGCAUGUGCAAUGUGCCUUCCAAACAUUGAAUUAACUACAGCCAGACCCCUAGGGUAAAGGCUUGUUGUGCUGGUCUCAAGUAGACUUUAGAAUCAAGAUCUCUUCUUUUUUUGUGUGGGUUAAGUUCCUGAAAAUAUCUAACCCUUUUCUUCUCCUACAACCCUAGUGGUGGCUGCCAGGGCUCCACGGAAAGUGCUGGGCUCCGGAAACGCUGAUUUGGGCUCCUCUCCUAUUUCACGGAAAGGUGAGCAAAGGGGUGAGGACAGCAAGGUUUGAGUCUUGGCUGCCUUUCAUGUGGCUUGGGGCAUGUAUUGUGGAUUACCUGCUUUAAAAACAAAAACAGGGAUUCUCUGAUCUCUGCUCGGCGACUUCCUUCGUCACGUCUGGAAGCCAGCACUUUGGUAAAUAUGUAAUGCUGCUGAUAUCCUAAUUUUGGUUAACUUCUGACUGGAUAGUGCUCUGCUGCACAAGGAUUUGGUGUUUACCAAACAGGGCAGUUAAUUCCGGAACCAUUUGUCAUGAUGCAAGAGUGCUGCAAUAAGUUAAAGGAAGGCUCCAGUGUGCUUGAAUUCUCCAACUACAGAAGAAGCUGAUUUUGUGUUUUCCGUGCUCUGGCCUUGCAUAAUUUUAAUUAGUGAAGUGAAGCGGAACAUUUUCAUGCACUACUUUCCGUAACUGAUUUUCCAGUGUUGCAUUUUUCCAUACAAAAAGUUCCCUUUUGUAAGUUCAUUAGCAGCAGUGAAUUGAUGCCAACUGCAAAUACAGAAUAAUACAAGAUUGGCCGUUUCAAAAGCAUAGUAGCUUGAGAAACUUUGGUGCUGUGUCUACAACGUUAAGCUGAUGAGUUGCAUUUCUUCCCCUUUGACUGUUACUUCUUGAAUAGUUUGUAUCUGAUGUGUACCAUCCACCCAAGUACGCACUGAACCCAAGGAAUCCAUUGCGGUUUGAGAUCUAGGCUGCAGUCCUAAGGCACUUGAGCAAAAGACAGACUGCAGUACUGUGAACUGUGGCAUUUAGUGACUAAACUUUUAUGAGAUUAUGCAGUUCAAAUCAUUUGAGUUUUGCUUCUGACAAACAUGUUAGAAUCUGGCAAAUAGGCACAUUAAUCAGUGCUCUUUCAUUAAGACUUCACUGAAGAUGGGUAAAACCACCUGGCAGCUUAUUCCUCAUGCCCUAGGUUUCCUGUCUUUUAUGCAGAUUUCAUUUUUGGAUUGAAGCUUUUGCAGUUAAUGAUCUUGGGUGUGUUGAGUUCUUUAUGAUUGUUCAGCGCUGAAGUAUUUUUAACCACAUUUUGCAGCUGAAAGUAAAUAUGCUGGUGGCAACCCAGUGUGUGUGAGGCCAACACCGCCAUGGCAAAAAGGAAUUGGGGAGUUCUUCACACAGUCCCCAAAGCAUUUGGAGAAGGAGAACCAGGUCCCUGAGGAGCCGGGAUGCAGUGGAAUAGGAAAGCACAGAAGAAAGUAAGACGGGAGAUCUGCAAAAAAUAAAAUAAUACUGUAGCUGGAAAGUGCAAUGUGAUAAGCCAUGUAUUCUAUUGAGCUGUGAAACAUUCCUAUGGGGAUUGAAGAACCCAUUUCAAAUUUAGCUGUUGAACAAGCUGAAACAGGGGCUGCCUGGGGUGAAACGCGAAGGGGCUGCCUUGCACAGCACCCACCUCCCUUUGUCCCUGCUGAAGUCUCGCUUAUUAAGGUUGUGCGAUUGUGGUUUCCGGUGAGAUCGUACAAGGCCUCUGCUCAAUUUUGUGCCGCUCUCCUAUGAUCUCGCAGGAAGCUGCUGCAGCCACUUCUCUGGUGGUGCUGGGGGAGUCUACUUGUGGCGGCGCCCCUUGGAUUCUGCUGCCUGAGGCAGCUGCCUCAGUCUGCCUCCAGGACAGGCUGGCCCUGAGCUGAUAUAAAGUUUGCAAUUUUCAUCUGAAUCUGCUCGUUUCUGAAACGAGCAUUCCCAAGUUGCUCACUUGCAGAGACUUCUGCUUCCACCCACAGAUAAGAGGUUUAGUUUUAGGUUCCCUAUUACCCAUAGCAAGAAGGACCAUUAGUUAAACUAGAUCUUUGUCCUAAUUAAACUCCCUUCCUCAGCAUGACCAUUUGGUAAAAGCUGUUGGGAAUCAUGGAGAAUAGAGCAAAAUUUUAGGUUUUUAAGUUACUCCACAUAUAAAAUACACAUAAAUUUUGCUUUGUUGCUUUUUAUGUAUUGCUCUUAAAAACACAGUCAUAGUUUCCCAGCAGAAUUUAAGAAAGGCAGCCUUUUAUGCAGAACUGGGCUGAGUUUGAUUUAAAUGAUUCCAUACUAGGGAAGAAGCCUUUGGCAGUCACUUUCUGAGUCCAUUGUCAUGAUGAUCAUGAUCAUCAGUAUCCAUUCUAUUACAAAAGGAGGGCUGUUGAAUAAUCUUGUUAAACUAUUUUGUUAUCUUCAGUUAGAAUCUAGAUUCCAGGGGCUGAGCACCCUGCGUUAGGAUACUUUAAUCCCUGCUAAAGGGCACUAGCUUCCUAAAUAUAGCUGACUUGGAUGUAUGGUAUUUUAAUAAAUGAGAAACAUGAAACAUGAAUAACUUGUUCUAAAUAGAUGGGGGCAAUUGGUAUUGGUAGCUGGAGAUGUAGAAUGUAGCAACUGAUACAGGAAACUGUUCAUAAAAUCUCCAAUGCUUUGCAUGGCCCCAUCUAUUUGCAUUCACAAUGUUUUGGUACUGGGAUGCUGAGAAUGCAGGCCAUGAAUUGUUCUGUCUAGCCUAUUUCAAAAAUAACCUGGGGUAUAAACUUAAAUGUUUGCAAAAGUGCCAGGACUUGUGGAUUCCCUAUAACAUUUUUACUAUGUUUUUAUAUGUGCUGUAAGUCAGAUGGACAGGUACAAUUUUUAUUAUUAUUAUUAUUAUUAUCUCAGCAGACAUACUGCAUCAGGCAAAACGUUCUGGCUGGCAGUUGGGCAGAAUUACCUAUCUCAUCCAGAGCACAGAAAUCUUUGUCGCCACAAUGUUUGUUUUCUCCAAUAUGUAGUGGUACAUUAACAACAGAUAAAACAUUAUUGUGUUGAUUUUUAAUAGUUCUGAUAGGAAACAUCUGCAGUGUGGUCAUCAAUAUUACAAUCUCUUAAAUAAUUUGAGGUUGUGACUCCUUGGUAAUCUUGAUCAUUUAUUCAUGCCUGGACUUAUCAUGUUAAUAUAUAUUUUUCCAUGUUAUACGAAAUGAAAAACUUUGAAAAUAAGUUUUUUAAAACCCUUUAAAUUGUUUAAUUGUUUUUAAUAAAAAGAAAAAAGGUAUAUCACUAUAGGAGUUAACAAUUCCAUAUAUACUUAUCUAAUAUAUAAAUAAACCACUGUACGGUUGAUUUUUUGAUGAUAAAAAUCCCUCCUCUCCACAGAGCUCGCCCAUUGUCUCCUCAUCCUGCUGAAGACGGAUCACCUUCUGAAGAUGAUCAGAUGUGAUCAGAUGCCUUGCCUCUUCUUCUGACAGAUCUUGCCAUGCUCAAUGUUUGUGGCAGCUUUGUGUGUAAAUCUGUAUAUAUUGCAUGUGUUUUGGUUUGAGUACAGGUCUCUAAAAGCCUAGCAUGCUGUUUUGUUUACUAAAAUAACCUAAAACUUGAAUGACUCUAAGGGAAUUGAGAAAACUAGUAUUUUGUGGGAGCUUAGCUACCAAUCGAGCAUUGCAGUGUUGAGUAAGUAGUAAUCAUGGGGUUUGUGUUGAAUGGUGUGGUUUAUGUCUUUCUGCACUCCCUAAAGUUCUGUGCCAUAUGAGUGUUGAAAUGACUGUAUUACCUUUUUAAAAAACCUAUGUUUGUAUUUUGAUGCAAUUCAUUACCUUGAGUUGAUAUGACUUGGCCUCUCUUUCUGAGUGUUCGAGAAGGGUGAAACUGAAACUCCAGCUAUUUAAACUGGGAACACCAAAAAGCAUAAUUUGUAAUAAAAUAAUUUGUAAUAAAAUAACUUCCUGAGUUUUCU
Messenger RNA from Podarcis lilfordi (Lilford's wall lizard), 7103 nucleotides. NCBI's taxonomy places the organism in Eukaryota, Metazoa, Chordata, Lepidosauria, Squamata, Lacertidae. The record is from the annotation of a GenBank genome assembly.